AUGAGCAGAAAGUCGGGGCGCAGAGCUAGCCUGGCUGAUGAAGACCACGCGCUCGACCUUAGCGAGAACGACGACGAUGCGGAGAAGCAGGAGCUCAGGCGGCAAAAAAACCGCGAGGCCGCCCGCCGCGUGCGCGAGCGGCGGCAGACCCUUGUCAAUCAGCUGCGGUCUGAGAGGGACCAGCUGCGGAAGGAGAACCAGCAGCUGAUGCAUCUCAUGAAAGAGCAGCUGGAGGAGAUCACAGUCCUGCGCGCCGCCCCCGUCCUGCGCGGCGCCUCUUUCUGCGCCGCCUCCGCCGCCGCUGCCGCGGCCGCCGCCGCCGCGGCGACCGCCCGCAGCGACGGCGGCGGCGCCGCGUGCUCCGCGCUCGGCGGCGGCCCCGGGUCGCCCGGCGGCUCGCAGGGCGCGAACGAUGCGGAGUCCGCCGGCGGCGCGCCUGCUGCCGCUGCUGCGGCUGCGGCCGCUGCCGCCGCUGCCGCUGCUGCGGCCGCCGCCGCGUCUGCGGGGUCGUGCGCGGAUGACGUUGUCGUGGUGACUCAGGACAAGGAGACGUCGCUGCCGAUUGUCACCACGAUGGGCCCCACCGGCCUCAAGCUGACGCUCCGUGACCUCAAGAAAGAGGAUGUGAUGGCCCCGGCGCAUGGGGGCCUGGGGACGCACGAUUCGGCGAUGAGCGACCCGGGGGCGCCCUGGGCCGACGAGCGCGCGCAGCAGCGCCAGCAGCGCUCCGGCGGCAAGCGCCGCGCCCCGGGCUCGCCCUGCGACGACGACUGCGUGGGCGGCGGUGCGGCGGGCGCGGACUGCGGUCGCGACGCGAGGCGCGGCGGGCUGCUGCCCUCUGUCGUGUCUGCGCCGGCGCCCGAGGCCGGCGCGCGCACGCCGCGCGGCGGCAGCCGCCUGGCCCACACCUCCUCCAUGCCCGCGCAAGAGCCGCCGCUGAAGCAGCGCGCGCUCGCGCACGCGCCCAUGCAGCCGCCGGCGCACGCGCGCCACCCGGGCGCCCACCUGCCGCCGAUCCGCACAGGCAGCAGCCUCAGCGUGGCCGCGGCGGCACUGCAGGCGCCGGGCGCGGCCACGCCGCCCGCCCAUACGACGGCCAUGGCCGCCGCACUCGUCGCGUCGUCCCCGCUGCAGGCGCCCCUAAUGGCCGCCGGCGCGCACUCGCCGCACCACCUGGCCCAGCGCCCCGCGCCGCUGAUGCACCACGGCUCCCUGCCCGCCGCGCCUCCGCUGUGCUCGCCGGCACAGUCGGCGGCCGCGUCCCUGCCCAUGAUGAUGUCAGCGCCCGCCUUCCAGGGCAGCGGCGACCACGCCGCCGCCGUCGCCGCCGCGGCCAUGCACGACCGCGCAGGCUCCGCGCUCUGCGGCGGCCCGCCGUCCGGCGCCGGGCCGCGCGGCGCGGCCGCGCUGCGGCAGCAGCAGCAGGCGCAGGCGGCGCAGCAGGCGGCGCAGCACGAGCUGCAGAUGCAGCACCUGCAGGCGCAGCAGAUGGCGGAGCACCACCAGCUGCUGGCUGCCUUGGGCAGCUACAACUUCGGCGGCGGCGGCGCCCCCAUGACUUGCGGCGGCUCCCACGCCGGCCUCGGCCCCCGCGGCGCGGGCCACGGCCACUCGCACGCGCCGUUCGCGCUCGCCGCCGGCGGCUGCGGCCCGUCGAUGGUCGCCGCGGGGGGCCCGCCGGUGCCGCUCGCCGGGGCCGGGCGCGCGCUCUCCCUGGGGCGGCUGGGCAGCCUGCUUGAUGACGACCCCGGCAGCCUCGCGCUGCUGUGGCAGGACUGA
This is a messenger RNA of Monoraphidium neglectum, 1779 nucleotides long. RefSeq lists its product as hypothetical. Gene Ontology annotation, molecular function: DNA-binding transcription factor activity. The record is from RefSeq and is a predicted model, not a curated record. The coding region runs from base 1 to 1779 and encodes 592 amino acids. The transcript has 4 exons. Gene Ontology annotation, biological process: regulation of DNA-templated transcription. Lineage: Eukaryota; Viridiplantae; Chlorophyta; Chlorophyceae; Sphaeropleales; Selenastraceae.